This is a messenger RNA of Drosophila willistoni, 1409 nucleotides long. It is a transcript of the gene Rab1, whose product is annotated as ras-related protein Rab-1A. The record is from RefSeq and is a predicted model, not a curated record. The transcript has 5 exons. NCBI's taxonomy places the organism in Eukaryota, Metazoa, Arthropoda, Insecta, Diptera, Drosophilidae. Bases 319 to 936 code for a protein of 205 amino acids. Gene Ontology annotation, molecular function: GTPase activity; GTP binding.
UUCGUCAUUUUCAGUCAGUCGCCAUUGUUCUCCUAUAAAACUGAAAUUUUUGUGGAAAUUAAUAUUUUCCUUUAAACUCGUUGCAAUAUAUACAAAUACCGUAUAAUAGCAAUAGUCUUUAGUAGUGCGUGCCUAUUCCGUAUAUAAUCGAAAGUAUCCAGUCAGAGGAAUAAUCAACAAAACACCCACCAACAACCAGACAGAACUAGUAGAAAUCGAAUAUUUGUUCGUGGCAAAAAUAUACACACAUACACAUAUAUAUACAUCGGUAUAUAACACACAAGGAAAGGAAUAAAAAAGAAAAAAAACCUCAACAAAAUGUCAUCUAUGAAUCCAGAAUACGAUUAUCUAUUCAAAUUGCUGUUGAUCGGUGACUCUGGAGUUGGAAAAUCCUGUCUACUGCUGCGAUUUGCUGAUGAUACAUACACAGAGAGCUAUAUCAGUACAAUCGGUGUAGAUUUUAAAAUUAGAACCAUAGAACUCGAUGGCAAGACCAUUAAAUUGCAAAUCUGGGAUACUGCUGGCCAGGAGCGCUUCCGUACUAUCACUUCAUCAUAUUAUCGUGGUGCACAUGGCAUUAUCGUUGUCUAUGAUUGCACGGACCAGGAGUCCUUCAACAAUGUAAAGCAAUGGCUUGAAGAAAUUGAGCGAUAUGCUUGCGAAAAUGUAAACAAGUUGUUGGUGGGAAACAAAAGUGAUUUGACCACUAAGAAAGUUGUCGAUCAUACCACAGCUGCGGAAUAUGCGGCUCAGUUAGGCAUUCCAUUCCUUGAAACUUCGGCAAAGAGUGCCACCAAUGUGGAGCAGGCCUUUAUGACGAUGGCGGCCGAGAUUAAGAAUCGUGUUGGGCCGCCGUCCAGCGCCACUGAUAAUGCUAGCAAAGUGAAAAUCGAUCAAGGACGUCCAGUGGAAAAUACCAAAUCCGGUUGCUGCUGAAUAAACUCUGAUUGUGAAUCAUUAUUUUAUUAUACAAUUAAACAAAAUUUAAAUAUAAUAAAUUAAAAAAAAAAAGAAAGGAAAACACACAACAAACCAACAACAACAACAAGAAAAAAUAACAAACAAUAAUGAUAAUAAUUAUAAAAGAAGAAAAAAAACGGGCAAUUCAUAAUUAUAAAUUUGAACUAUGUAAUAACUAUAAAUGAUAAUGCGUAUGUGUAUGAUUAUGAUUGCAUAUGAUUAGUGCGUUUGUAUGAUCCAGAUAGCUGGCAGUGAUCCCAUAAGAGGGACACCUCCACACUUUAAACAAUUAUGUAAUAGUAAUCUUAUACACACACCGACACACACAGACACACUCAGCUCCAAAUGCAUCUACCACUCCUGGAACUAACCCUCUUUCUGAUUUCCAACUGUUUUUGUUCAUUAGUAGUGCAAAAUAAAAUAAAGAACUUGUGUAGCAAUAAACUUAA